This is a messenger RNA of Gongylonema pulchrum, 399 nucleotides long. The record is from the annotation of a GenBank genome assembly. Lineage: Eukaryota; Metazoa; Nematoda; Chromadorea; Rhabditida; Gongylonematidae.
CAUGUCAAAGAGCUGAUGCCAAUCGUCUAUACGCCGACUGUUGGAUUGGCAUGUCAGAAUUUCGGCUAUAUCUAUCGCAAGCCAAAGUAUGCUUUUUCCUAUACUCAGGCGAUUGUGGUAACGGAUGGCGAACGUAUUCUCGGUCUCGGUGAUCUCGGUGCAUACGGGAUUGGUAUUCCGGUGGGUAAAUUAGCACUCUAUGUGGCACUUGGUGGUGUCCAGCCCCGCUGGUGCCUUCCCGUAUUGCUGGAUGUUGGCACCAACAAAGAGGUGGAAUUGCUACAUGAUCCAUUUUACAUUGGGCUGCGACGUAAACGUGUUCGCGGGAAGCAGUACGAUUCAUUCCUCGAAAAUUUCAUGAAAGCUUGCACCAAACGGUAUGUUACCACAAAUAGAUGA